This is a messenger RNA of Jatropha curcas, 1396 nucleotides long. Its product is annotated as GDSL esterase/lipase At5g03820. The record is from RefSeq and is a predicted model, not a curated record. NCBI's taxonomy places the organism in Eukaryota, Viridiplantae, Streptophyta, Magnoliopsida, Malpighiales, Euphorbiaceae. Gene Ontology annotation, molecular function: hydrolase activity, acting on ester bonds.
AUCAUUCACUGCUAUUCCUCUUCUUAAAUUCUUCAUCACCUCCCUCUUCUCUUCUCAAUUAACUCUUCGCUGUCUCUACCGAUCAGAAGUUAAUUUUUUUUUUUUACCUUUUUUUGAGAAGAAGAGGAAAGGAGAAAUGGGGUUUGCAUGUAGUGGUGUUUUGUGUACUGCAUUUUUGCUUCUUGUUUUAGUAGCUUCAGUAGUUCAUGCAGAGCCUAUUGUUCCUGCCCUGAUAAUCUUUGGCGACUCUGUUGUUGAUGUGGGUAAUAAUAAUAACCUUAAUACAGUUGUUAAGGCAAAUUUUCUUCCUUAUGGAAGAGACUUUGUUACUCACAGACCUACUGGAAGAUUCUGCAAUGGAAAGCUAGCUACAGAUUUUACUGCUGAGUACCUUGGCUUCACCUCAUACCCACCAGCUUACCUUAGCCAAGAUGCCAAAGGAAGCAACAUUCUUACUGGUGUUAACUUUGCCUCUGCUGCUUCUGGUUUUUAUGAUGGCACUGCUAGGCUUUAUGGGGCUAUUGCAUUGACCCAGCAGUUGAAUUACUACAGGGAAUAUAAAAGAAAAGUUGUGGAUAUGGUAGGACAAACCAAGGCCAAUGACAUAUUCUCCGGUGCUAUCCAUCUUCUGAGUGCAGGGAGCAGUGAUUUUAUUCAGAAUUACUAUAUCAACCCCCUUCUUAAUGGAAUCUACUCACCAGAUCGGUUCUCCGAUAAUCUCUUGACAUACUACACUGCUUUCAUUCAGAAUCUAUUUGAAAUGGGAGCAAGAAGGAUUGGAGUGACAAGCCUACCACCAACUGGGUGUUUACCUGCAGCUAUUACCCUCUUUGGUGCAGGAAGCAACCAGUGUGUUGAUAGGUUAAACCAAGAUGCCAUUUCCUUCAACAAUAAAUUAAACAGCACCUCAAAAAACCUGGCGAAUAAUCUCCCUGGUCUCAAACUCGUGGUCUUUGAUAUCUACCAGCCUCUCUUGGAUAUGAUCUCGAAACCCAGUGACAAUGGGUUCUUUGAAGCAAGAAGGGCUUGCUGUGGAACUGGUACACUAGAGACCUCAGUGCUCUGCAAUGAAAGGUCUGUGGGAACAUGCACCAAUGCUACGCAAUACGUGUUUUGGGAUGGAUUUCAUCCUUCUGAAGCUGCGAAUAAGGUCUUGGCUGGUGAUUUACUUGCACAGGGAUUUGACCUCAUUUCUUGAAGCAGCUCCCUCCACAAUUGAAACAAUUUGCUACUAUUUUGUUCCUUUAAUCUUCUUAUAUAUGCUAUAUAAAUGAACAUAAUCAGAAAUAUAUAGGUAGUUUGCAGGUUGUGGUGUAACCUCAUAGUUAUUUAUGUUUUAGUAAGAGAAUUAUGGUUGGGUGUGAGUGCUUUAAUUUGAUCAGUCUGUGCUGUUGAA